Molecule: messenger RNA, 5558 nt
Organism: Eufriesea mexicana
Lineage: Eukaryota; Metazoa; Arthropoda; Insecta; Hymenoptera; Apidae
Gene: syd
Product: JNK-interacting protein syd
Exons: 19
Coding region: 257-4057 (1266 amino acids)
Biological process (GO): vesicle-mediated transport
Cellular component (GO): cytoplasm
Molecular function (GO): signaling receptor complex adaptor activity; JUN kinase binding; kinesin binding
Source: RefSeq, a predicted model, not a curated record
GCGAAGGUUUGCGUAUAAAGACGAUCGUCAACAGAGUUGACAGAAAGUUAUGAAAUUGGCUAAUGUCAAACGUAAUAACAUAAUGCACGAAAAAUGUUUCUUCUAGUCCGUGCUAUCUCACUGCGUUUCGUAUGAUUGGGUAUAACAUUUGACACAAGUAUUCGAUCGAGUGAGGAAACGAGAGAAAAAAGGAAAAGCAGGAGAUCCAGUGGUUGCGAAACGUCAGAGAUCACAACACGUAACGGGCUACUUCAAGAUGUCACAAAUGAGUCAAAUGGAAAUGGAUCAAGAAACAGUAUAUGGGACCCAUGAAGACAGUCAUGUGGUCAUGUCAGAGAAAGUGCAAUCUCUGGCUGGUAAAAUUUAUCAAGAAUUUGAAAAAAUGAUUGCUCGUUAUGAUGAAGAUGUGGUCAAAGACCUAAUGCCCCUCCUAGUCAAUGUUCUAGAAUCUCUAGACAUAUCUUAUACUGAAAAUCAAGAGCGUGAAGUCGAAUUAGAGUUAUUAAGAGAAGACAACGAACAACUUGUUACACAAUAUGAAAGGGAAAAGCAAUUAAGGAAAACAUCUGAUCAGAAAUUGUUGGAGCUUGAAGAUGUAGCAGAAGAUGAAAGAAAGGAACUUUUAUCAAAAAUUGAUAGUUUGGAAUCAAUUGUAAGGAUGCUGGAACUGAAGACAAAGAAUUCACAUGAUCACGUCGUUCGUCUUGAAGAAAAAGAAGCUGAGUUAAAACGCGAGUAUACUCGUUUGCAUGAGAGAUAUACAGAAUUAUUUAAAACGCAUGUAGAUUAUAUGGAAAGGACAAAAAUGUUAGUUGGCAGCACAGAAAGAUUAGAAAAUUCGUCUAACGGUCGUGGGCCAUCACGAUUGCCAUCACUUGGUUUAAGUCACAUGUCUCGAAGUUCUGGGCCACUAAGUUAUGGUUUUCAGAGCUUAGAAGCUAGCAUAAAUGCAGAAGAAGUUCAACAUGAAAGUCCACCAAAUACUGCUUCUAAUUUAAAAGCUGAAAUGUUGGAUAGUAGCAGUGAAGCUGCUAUUGAAACAUCUGAUAAAAGUCAAUUAACUGAUAAACCAGUACAAGCAAAUAAAACAACGACAAUUUCUAGACAUGAAAGUCCAGAAACUGAUAUACCUCCACCUUUGGUUACACCAACAUCACCAACAACCAUAGAGAAAUUAACUACUACUUCAAGUGGAAGAAGUAGGACAGAAAGAGAACAACGAAGUGGUAACACAUUGUACCAGGAGCUCAGUUUCCAGGAUGCUGAUGCAUUAGGUGAAAUGGAUGAAGGAGCAGAUAUUACCGGUAGUUGGGUUCAUCCUGGAGAAUAUGCUUCGUCGGUCAAUGACAACUUUUUUGGUAUGGGGAAAGAAGUGGAGAACCUUAUUAUGGAGAACAAUGAAUUGCUAGCUACAAAAAAUGCGCUCAACAUUGUUAAAGACGAUUUGAUUGUUAAAGUAGAUGAACUUACAAGUGAAUUAGAAAUGUUACGUGAACAAGUUCGAGGUUUGCAACAAACAAGAGAACGCUCACGGCAAAAAAUUAGUGCUCUUGAAGAAGAAUUGAAGAAAGCUAAAGAAGAAGCUGAAGCAGCAGCAAAAGCAGCCAAGAGUGACGAUGAGGAAGAUGUAUCGUUAGCGCAAAGAAAAAGGUUUACUAGAGUUGAGAUGGCUAGAGUGCUCAUGGAGAGAAAUCAAUAUAAGGAACGGUUUAUGGAACUUCAAGAAGCAGUUAGAUGGACAGAAAUGAUGAGAGCAACAAAGACUGAUCCUUGCAGUAUAUCAGGUGGAAAAGUAUCUGUGUGGAAGUUCUUUAGUAAUCUUUUUACAUCUACGGAUCGAGGAGCCUUUGUUCGUGGACCACACACGUUACCUCACAUGAGAUAUAGUGCACCAACAAAUCAAGUUGUCCCAGCACCACCACUGGAUACCAUGCGUAGACGUACGUUGAAAGGUCGCCAUGAGUUUUUGGACCAGGGAGACACCAUAGAUACCUGGUUAUUCUGGUUUUCGGUGGGGUGCUUAUUGGCCAGCAGAUGUUCUGAGAAACUGGUAGCGAGACGAGCAAAUGAACGAAGAGAGCAAUAUCGUCAAGUCCGCGCACAUGUUAGAAAAGAGGAUGGACGAUUACAUGCUUAUGGUUGGAGUUUACCUGGAAAACCAAGUGUUACAGUUAGACAACCCGUGCCUGUGCCAGUUUAUUGUAAUUCUUUACCAGGAUCCGAACCUGGCAUGAAGAUAUGGUGUGGUGCUGGUGUAAUUUUAAGUGGUGGUAAAACACGAGAUGGUGGAUGUAUGGUUGGAGGAAGCGUAUUUUAUGCUGCUGAAGCACAAGAAGUAAAUACAAAUAUAAAAACUGAAGAAGAUGCUGUUGAACAUUUGGGAAAGGAGCUUCAAGAAAAUGAAAAUCAAAGGGUAGAGGCAGAACAAUUGGAGCAACAGCUUAGCUCAUUAGUUUGGAUUUGUACAUCAACUCAGAAGAUGUCGAAAGUUACUGUGAUAAAUGCUAAUAAUCCAGCCAAUAUUUUGGAAGUCUUUAGCGUUUGUCAAGGACAUUUACUUUGCAUUGCAAGCGUACCUGGAGCCAAAGAGAGUGACUACGCUAUGAUCGAAGCUAUGAUUGAAGAUCCAAUUAAAACUGCCAAUGGAGUAACUGAGAACAAUAGCCAUGAAGUAAAUACGAAUUUAAGUACUGAACAGAACAUUCAAAAAAACAAACAAGAAAGUCAAGUUGUGUCAGAAAAAAAUAAAAAUGAAUCAGAUAAUGUUUCAGAAAAACGAAAUAAUGAAAAUGUUGAAAAAUCGAAUGAUACUAACCAAAUUAUUACUACUGAGCCACAAAGUAUGGAAAGUGUAGAUAGUGAAACUGCAAAUUUAGGAAAAGUGCAUUUCAUAAAAGUUAAUUUAGAUGUUCCAAAUUCACGAUUGGAUGAAAAAGAUGAUGUAACUGAGGAAGACCAAAAUAAAGUCGAAGAUGAUACACCUAUAGAGAAAAUGUCUUCAAUACAACCAACAAUGUGGCUUGGAGCUCAAAAUGGUGCAGUAUUUGUCCAUUCAGCUGUCGCUAAGUGGUCAGUUUGUCUACAUUCUGUAAAAUUGAAGGAUGCAGCAUUGGCUAUUGUACAUGUACAAGGACGAGUUCUUGUUGCUCUUGCUGAUGGAACUGUUGCAUUAUUCCGAAGAGGAGCAGAUGGGCAGUGGGAUUUAUCUCAAUAUCAUGUGAUUACCUUGGGUUAUCCACAACAUUCAAUUAGGUGCAUGACCGCUGUUAGUGGUAAAACUGUGUGGUGCGGAUAUAGAAAUAAGAUUCAUGUUAUAGAUCCAGUUUCAAUGACUGUCGAGUGUACCGUCGAUGCUCAUCCACGGCGAGAAUCGCAAGUAAGACAGUUAGCUUGGUUGGGUGAGGGCGUGUGGGUUAGCAUUAGAUUAGAUUCAACAUUAAGGCUCUAUCACGCUCACACUUACCAGCAUCUUCAGGAUGUUGACAUUGAACCUUAUGUUAGCAAAAUGCUUGGAACUGGAAAACUUGGUUUUUCAUUUGUGAGAAUUACAGCAUUACUCAUUUCCUCCAAUAGGCUAUGGAUUGGUACAGGGAAUGGAGUAAUAAUCUCUGUUCCCUUAUCCGAAAAUGCUGGUGGUUCAAUGACAGUAUCAAGAGUUCAGGCAGGAAAUAUUAAAAAUGAUGCACCAGGAGUUGGUGUUAGAAUCUUUGCCUCAGAUCGCGGUGUCACACUUGGCAGUUUCAUACCUUAUUGCAGUAUGGCUCAUGCUCAACUUAGUUUCCAUGGACAUAGGGAUGCAGUAAAAAUGUUUGUUGCAGUGCCUGGUCAUGGUGGUCAAAGUGCAGUAUCAGAUGGUUCACAACCAGUUAUGCUUGUUCUUUCAGGAGGUGAAGGUUACAUAGAUUUUAGAGGUGGUGAUGGAGAAGACACAGAAGAGACUAUGGAACGAUCUAAUAAUGCUGUUACCGCAAAUACUGAAGAGCACGCAGAACAAAGUCAUUUAAUUGUGUGGCAAGUGCAAUGUCCUUUACCAGUGCCAAUGAAUGGCAAAAAAUAGCCAAGAAAUUUUGAAAAUACGUUAAUCCCGGUGUAUGGUUCAAUUUGAACUUGUACACAUAAAUUGAAGCGUUUAAAGGUUUAAACGGUUCUCGUGAUAUGCUGUUGUGGAAUCGAUAAUCAGACCUAUCUUCUGGUCAAGUGAAUGCUGCAUCUAUUUAAUUAUACUUAUAUAACGAUUGUAGCGAAGUACGCAAAGGAAUCUACGAAUAAUGUAACAGCGAAGGAAAAGGAGAUAUUGUACGACUUCUAUGAAUACUAAGGAUCAUUCUUGGUAUUUCAUUAUGGAUAAUUUUUUAAGAGAAAGCUUUUUUUGGGGGAUUUCUUGUUAACCAAUAUUAACAAGAUUAAUUAAUUUACUAGAUAUGAGGUAUUCAUUGGAAAUCUUUUUUAAAUUCAGAGACAUAAUUAGAAUCUCUUAACUCAAUGCUUAUAAUCGUUAGCUUUUAACUUGAAAAACGUCCUUUACAAGUACUUUGUCAGAAUACUAAUUCGUAAUGUAAUUUAUAAUGAAACUUUCCCUUGAUGAUCAUGCAUGUAUUCUUUGUUCGUUGUUGAACAAAGUAUGUUCCCACAUUUUCGUACGUAGGAACUUUUAAAACGUCUUGAAGUCAGUGUUGAUCGAAGAAUGCUGGAAGUAUAGUAUUACAUUUCCGCCAAUCAAUGUGAUAACUGAUAGAGAUAUGGGGUAAUGUGUUUUAAAGCUGCCGUGACAUUUGCUAACUAGUUGCAAUAAAAUCAAGAAGUUAGACAACAACCAUUGUACAAUGUUCAUUUGCAGGGAUGAGAGGUGCAACCGAUUCGGAUAGUAUUUAGGCAUAAUCUAUUGUACAUUAUUUCCGUUAGAGAAUAUAUUAUUUUCUAAACUUAAACUGAUUUGAUUCGCGUAAAAAUAUAUAUACAUGGAAUAUAAUAUAUUUUUUAUGUUCUGCUAUUAAGGCUCCUCUAAUAUCAUCGUGUUCGACCGUGCCUAUUUUUCUUCAAGCGGUCGUCGAAAUAUCUCAAUAAAUUUAUGUGUACAUAAACUGUUGCGAAAUGUUUGUAUAGUGUUUUGUGUAGUAUAUAAUUUAAGUUUUUGUCGAGAAAUGAAAUAGAUGCGAUUCUGAUACACACACACAAUGCAAUCAUGUGUUUAAUCUCUCAUUGGUCGCUGCAACUUUAUUUUAUCGUUAACAUUACUCCCUCCUUAUACUAUUACCAAAGACGAGGAAUGAUUUAAUUGCAUUCUUUGUACGAUUUCUAGCGAGAGAUGGUUUAAAAGUUGUGCGUCAUAGCCAAUAUGUAGCGACCCGAACUCGAUAUAUAGAACAACCAUAUGCAUAUAGGACUCAAACAGAGUUGUCACGAUAUUCGGGCUUGCGAAAAUUUUUGUAAAUUUUUGUGUUAUAAACGACGAACGGUGAAAUUCAGGAUAUGUACGAUGUAUAAGAGCUGCGCAUUAUUGUACGUGAGCUCGCUUUCGGUGUCGAGCUCGGAAUUGUACCUGGCUCUGAUGAAGCUGC